AGUCUGUCAUGCCUGCUGCAGUAUAAUCGUUUUUCACACAAUAAAAUAUCCAGCUACUUCGUCGCGUAGGAUCUCUGUUAAAUGAAUGUGUAAUUGUUGUUACAAUGUAUCGUCUCUAUAUGGAUAUUUUGUUUACAUUGACAUAGUAAUAGUCAGGCGGCGCAGGGGUCGAUCGUAUGCAGUAUUCGCAUAAUGCUUCCAAUGCCUAGUGUCGAUGGGGACAUUUUUGACUGUGUUCAACGAGGGAACGUUGAACAUUGUGCACAUAUCAUUCAACAUGAUCGAUCUAUCCUCAAAGAGAAAGGUUGGGGUGGUUUUAGUCCUCUCCACUUUGCAUCCCUACAUGGUAACCGUGCCAUGGUUGACAUGUUGCUAAGCAAUGGAGCUGACCCCAACCUGACCUGUGAUGCAGGAAUGACAGCCUUCCAUUUCGCCUGCAGGCAUGGUAAUGUAUACGUGAUGCAUCAGAUGAUGCAGCAUGGAGCUGACCUGCGCAUGGUAGACCAUCAGGGCAAAACCGCCCUACACCAUGGAGUAUGCGGAGGGAACAUUGUAGCGAUGCAGUACCUGUGGGAGACAGGACUGUUUAGGUGGUGUGAUGGAGACAUGUACCAUGUUACACCUCUACACCUGGCUGCUGAUACUGGCAACACUGAGGUGGUCCGUUACCUGCUCCGAGGAAAGAGGUGUAUGGUGGAGACUGUGGAUGAGGAUGGGUUGACAGCGGUCCAUGUGGCAGCUGAGAGGGGCUGUGUAGAGGUGUGUUGGACGCUGUUACAGAGAUCCGGCUUCAGGAUGCUGCACUUGAAGACCUAUAGCGGACACACACCUCUGGACCUCUGCAGGCAGGGAAAGACAUUCAGACACUUGCAGCUGACCAAACUACUGACCCGCUACAUGAGGGAGCCACCAUUCAACAAACCUGAUGAGUCCCACCUCCUUUACUACUGGACGUUAUUCUUCCCAUGUCUGAUUGGAGGAGCUAUUCUGAUUAUCGCAACAAUGUUGGGGGGCUACGGAGGGAUAACGUGCGCCGUCCUCUUCCCCUGGCUGGCCAGGAGUAUAUUUUCCCAGUUCCACCGCAUGACGACCUACCAGAGGUUGGCCAACCCCGUCUACCUAGGGACUGUGAUAGCUGGAUUGUUCCACUCUCUAGUCUGCUUCUACUAUAGAAUACUACCACCUAGCUUGUGGGGUGAUGGUGUUCUGGGUCAUGUGUCGCUGGUCCAGUUCUCUGUGGUUCUGGUCUUGUUCUGGAUGGUUCUAACCCAGGAUCCUGGAGAGUUGGGACCGGGAGAUGCAGAUCCUCGCUACUCCUCCAUAACAGACCUGCUGGAGAACAACCAGAAUCCUCAGAGGUUCUGCAUCUACUGUGAGUUGUUCCAGCCAGACCAUACUAAACACUGUAAAUUGUGUGAUGUGUGUGUGAGGGAUUACGACCACCACUGCCUGUUCCUGAACCGCUGUGUUGGCGGUGGCAACCACCGCCUCUUCAUCAUCUUUAUCCUGUCCAUGGCCACAGCACACUUCCUUUUCAUUGCCGUGGCAACUUACCACCUGUAUGUGGUUGUGGUGUCCCUCGAGGACCAGUCAUUGGUUAGGGCAGUAGCUGCACAGUUCUGGGUGGUCUCUCUGACGAUAAUGAACGUUCUGACAAUCCUUUGGGAGGUGUGGUUGUUGACAGAACAGUUUGACGCCAUCGCCAUUGGGACUACCACCUACUUCAAACCUACCUGCGAGACUCGGCCACGGUCGCUAGGACAACGCUGGACAGCGGUGCUUACCUUCCUAUUGGAGGGGAGGAGACGGUUAGAUUAUGGACUCACGGGGGACAAGAUCUCCAUAGACAUUUAGAUAAUAUGGACUCUAAAACCUAUGGUGAAAUGAAGAACAAUGUAUAUUUUGUCAGUUUUCCAUUCUUAAACCAGCUGGAUCUUCUAGCCUGUUGAGCUAAAGCCUAGGCAUUACCUCGGGAAGCAAAUACCGCUAUUAAACCUAUAACAAGUGGUGUGUAGACCAGAAUGAGUUCUAAGAGAUCUUAACAUUAGAGAUAACAUGUUACUUGGAUUUUGUCCAUUUAAAGAACAUCGAAUUGAUCAGAAGUACAGUGUUGACAUUGUUAAUGUUGUAAAUGACUAUUGUAGCUGGAAUGGAAUAUCUACAUAGGCGUGCAGAGGCCCAUUAUCAGCAAACAUCACUCCUGUGUUCCCAUGACACGUUGUGUUAGCUAAUCCAAGUUGAGCAUUUUAAAAAGGCUAAUUGAUCAUUAGAAAACCCUUUUGCAAUUAUGUUAGCACAACUGAAAACUUGUCCUGAUUUUAUAGAAGCAAUAAAACUGUCCUUCUAUAGACUAGUUGAGUAUCUGGAGCAUCAGCAUUUGUGGGUUCAAUUACAGGCUCAAAAUGGCCAGAAACAAAUAUCUUUCUUCUGAAACUCGUCAGUCUAUUCUUGUUCUGAGAAAUGAAGGCUAUUCCAUAUGAGAAAUUGCCAAGAAACUGAAGAUCUCGUACAACGCUGUGUACUACUCUCUUCACAGAACAGCUUAAACUGUCUCUAACCAGAAUAGAAAGAGGAGUGGGAGGCCCCAGUGUUCAACUGAGCAAGAGGACAAGUACAUUCGUGUGUCUAGUUUGAGAAACAGACGCCUCACAAGUCCUCAACUGACAGCUUCAUUAAAUAGUACCCACAAAACACCAUUCUCAACGUCAACAGUGAAGAGGCGACUCCGGGAUGCUGGCAAUCUGAUAAUCAGCCGUUUCCAGCUACAAUAGUCAUUUACAACAUUAACAAUGUCUACACUGUAUUUCUGAUCAAUUUGAUGUUAUAUUAAUGGACAAAGCAAAAACAAGGACAUUUCUAAGUGAUCCCAAACUUUUGAAAGGUAGUGUGGUUAUUGAAAAAUGUAUACUUUUAAUAUAUAGACUAGUAGAAUGAAUGUGGAAAUCUUGCCAGCGAACAAACCAACAUCAAACUCCUCACUUAACACACUGACUUAACCCCUGUCUGUCUUGGUAAGCAUUUCCUAUGUAUGCAUUUGGAGCUAGUUCUCUGUUUUAUGUGAUGCUCUGAGCUAUUUUAAAGCCAACAGUACUUAUACAACGAUGUAGCUAGUUUAUGAAUAACUGACUGAUUUUGUCUGGCCUGUGAAGGAUCCCACUAUUUAACUAGUAUGUCCUGUGGGGUCCAUUCUCUGUUUCACAUUUUAAUGCACUGAUGUAUUUUAAAACUGUUUCAUUGGAGAUAACCGUUCACUUGAAUUGUUACCUCAGUUUUUUUUAAUACUUCUCACUGGAACAUUUAUUUUUAACUUCGGUGUCAUUGUUGUUUUAAAUAAAAGUUCAAUAUGAUGAAAUGAU
This is a messenger RNA of Oncorhynchus masou masou (cherry salmon), 3356 nucleotides long. RefSeq lists its product as uncharacterized. Lineage: Eukaryota; Metazoa; Chordata; Actinopteri; Salmoniformes; Salmonidae. The record is from RefSeq and is a predicted model, not a curated record. The transcript has 10 exons. The coding region runs from base 193 to 1854 and encodes 553 amino acids. Gene Ontology annotation, molecular function: palmitoyltransferase activity; protein binding.